Messenger RNA from Drosophila novamexicana, 1460 nucleotides. Its product is annotated as phenoloxidase-activating factor 2. The record is from RefSeq and is a predicted model, not a curated record. The transcript has a single exon. Gene Ontology annotation, molecular function: serine-type endopeptidase activity. NCBI's taxonomy places the organism in Eukaryota, Metazoa, Arthropoda, Insecta, Diptera, Drosophilidae. Gene Ontology annotation, biological process: proteolysis. Bases 6 to 1076 code for a protein of 356 amino acids.
ACAAUAUGGAUCUUUUAAUUCGAAUGCUCUUGACAUUGAUCUUUCCGGCUGCGAUUGGCCGUGCAGAAACAUCCGGCUACAAAUCUUGUGCACCAGACAAGAACUGUGUGUCCUACGAUUUGUGCAAUGAGGGUAUUUUUGUGGAUGGCCACUUUUAUCCCGACCGCAGUCGCACUCUCCUGGACGAGCAGCACUGUCACUAUAUGGAGAAGUGCUGCAAUAUGAACGAAAGCGAGAUUAACUAUAACGAUUAUCUGGGACAUCUCAAGCAGUGCGGCGGGCGUCUGGAUCUCUGGUUCCACUUGAACCCGAUGGGCUACAAAAAGCAAAAGGCCAACUUUGGCGAAUUUCCCUGGCUAGUGGCCAUCUACGGAGCAGAUGGAUAUCUUUGCAGCGGUGUUCUUAUCACCCCACUGGCGGUGUUAACCUCUGCGCAUUGUGUUCAGGGCGAGACGGCAUCUGAUCUCCGUCUGGUUGCCGGCGAAUGGGAUGCUGCGGUUCAGCUGGAGCCAUUGCCGCAUCAAGAGCGGACUGUCACUGAGCUGUUGCUACAUCCAAACUAUACACAAUCACCGGCGGGCCAUAAUCUGGCGCUGCUUCUGUUGAACCCGGACGCAUCCUUCUCGCUAACGCCACACGUGCAGGUGAUUUGCCUGCCGCCGCCCCACAUAAUCUACAACUUCAGCCAGUGCUUCGUGGCAGGCUGGCGGCGGUCGGACUUCAAUGCGAACGAGACUCUGCCCAAGCGUUGGCCGCUCUACGUCCUGCCGCGGGAUCAGUGCGCGGUGAGACUGCGUCCGGCCAUAUUGGGCCGUCGCUUUGCGCUCAACGAUACGCUGCUCUGCACCGGCGGCGACAAGGACGAUUUUGUGUGCAGCGACAUGGGUGCCAUUCCCCUAAUGUGUCCGCUCUCCGGCAGCGAUGAUCGCUUCGUGCUCGCCGGGCUGCUGGCACGGGCGUCCCGUUGCGAUGGCCCUCAACUCUUGGGCAUCUACUCCAACGUGAAGUUCUACAGGCGCUGGAUAGAUCAUACGCUCAGGGAGCGUGACCAGGACAUAAGACAGUAUAUGGUGUAGACGAGAGACUGGGCAAAAAAUGGAGAAAAAUGCUGUAUGCCGUUAAAUUACCAUGCAAAAGAUAUUCGUUUAAUUUUAUUUUAAGAAUUGUUUUAAGCGUAUGUUAGAUGCAAAAGUAAAUUAGUCAGAAAGAUACAUUCUUUCCCUAAGCUCUUAAAAGUUUUUCUAAAGUGCAACAAUUCAACUUUGGAUAGAAAACUGAUUAAAUGUAAACAUUUUUAAUCGUUUAAAAAAAUUGACUCUGUAGUUGUAAUAUGUUAGUUUGGACUCUGUCUUAAAAAAAAUUAAAAGAUUAUAAGUCCAGAAUUUGCGACAAGAUAAAAUACUACCAUAUACCAUAUGUGAAAGAUGUGAGAGAUCUAGACAUAUUCUAGAUUUAAUCUA